AUGGCGACCAAUGAAAGUCUUAGUUAUGAUAAUGGUGAUAUAAAUCGCAUUUCUCGUGAUUAUGCGGUAAUGAGAUUGGAAAUUAUGGAACAAUCAGACCUAUUGGGAUUUUCUGAAGUAGACUUUAAGGAUUUGGCAAACGAAUUUCAUAUAGCACAAUAUAAAAAAUGUGCUUCUAACUUAAAUAAUAACAAUAGUGAGCCACAGACAUCUGUGAAAUUACCCAAGAUCAGUAUUAAACCUUUUGACAGUACCAUAGACAAUUGGAUUUCAUUCAUACAAUUGUUUGACUCUCUAGUUCAUAAUAGAACGAAUAUAUCGAAUGUAGAAAAAUUACAUUAUUUGUUGUCAAGUGUUCAGGGUAAAGCUUAUGAAUUGAUUAAAAAUUAUCCUGUUACGAAUGAAAAUUAUAUGAAUGCUUAUGAAACUCUUACGAAGUAUUAUAAUAGACAGCGACAAAUCGCUACAAUUUACUAUGAAAAAAUGUUAUAUUGUGAACCCAUUAAAUUUAAAUCAAGUUCCGAACUUGAACGUAUUUAUCGUACAUUUUCAGAAAAUUUAGCCAUAUUAGAAAAAUAUAAAUUGCCAGAUAAAAAUUUUAUGCUAUUCUAUUUGUUGUGGUCUAAACUUGAUAAAGUUACAAAGGAAGCAUUCCAACUUGAUCAGAAUACAGAGGAUAUUCAGGAUUCUAUUCCUAAGUUUGAACAUUUACAAAAGUUUAUUGAGAAGCACUAUAAAGCGUUACAAUUGCCUAUAACUAAAACACAGCAGUCUAUAAGCGGUAUUGGUCAUUCUACAGCACAACCACUUGGGUCAUCGUUUUGUGAAAUUAAACCGAUAAACUCUUCAUCACCAUGUAAUUUUAAUUUAAAGGCUUUAGUGUUAUCGUCGAUUUGUGCUCAUCAACCAAGCCAGUAUAUUAAUUCUGCAGAUUGGUCUCACAUAAAUAAAUUAUCACUUGCCGACUCUGACUUCGAUCGUCCUGGUCCAAUUGAUAUGCUUUUAAGCGCUGGUGUUUUUGCUUCUGCACUGCUCCCUGGUUUAAGAAAAGGUAAAGUAGGACAACCACGGGCUUUGCGCACUGUAUUUGGUUGGAUUAUUAUGGGUGAGUGCAACUCAGCUGAUAGUUGUCAAAAUCGAAACGCGGAUUGUUAUUUCGUUACAAAUAAUUCCCAGUGUAAUAUUUCGAACUUGUCGUUAGAUAAUAAUAUUAAAAGAUUUUGGGAGAUAGAAAAUGUCACAUCUUCUUCAAAAUUGUCGAAGGAAGAUCAGAUUUGUGAACAAUACUUCGUUAAAAAUUCUCAUCGUAAUCAUGAAGGGAGGUUUAUUGUACCCUUACCUUUCAUUGAUCCUAAUAAUAAACCCAUCUUCUCAAAUUCGCGGGAGAUAGCUAUGAGAAGGUUUUUGUCGCUUGAAAAUAAAUUAAAAAAUAAUUUUGAAUUUCGCCAGCUAUAUACUUCUUUCAUGGAAGACUAUGAGACAUGUGGUCAUCUUAAAGAAGUCAAUGUUCCAAUCAGUAGUGUCGGCGAAUUUUAUUAUAUCCCUCAUCAUGGUAUAUUACGGCCUGAAUCAGUUACAACUCCACUUCGUGUCGUAUUUGAUGCCAGUGCAAAAGAUGCUAAUAAUCUGUCCUUAAAUGAUACUCUUUUGCCUGGUCCUAAGCUUCAAUUAAAUAUCACUGAUUUAUUAUUGCGUUUUCGUUGGCACUCUGUAGUUUUCACAGGUGAUAUUAAACAAAUGUACCGUCAAAUAAUGGUUUCUGAUAAAGAUUCGGAAUAUCAGCGAAUUCUGUGGCGAUCUUCACCUGAUGAACCUAUUCGAGACUAUAAACUCCUUACAGUCACGUAUGGCGUGUCGUCUGCUCCUUAUCAAGCGCUGCGUACAAUUGCUCAAGUGGCUGAAAACUCGGCAACGGAAUUUCCAUCGGGAUCCGCUGUGUUGAGUCGUGAUAUUUAUGUGGAUGAUGUGGUAUCAGGAGCUGAAUCUGUCGAAAAGGCUUUAAGCAUAAGAUCGGAAUUGACUAAAAUGUUGUCGUCGAAUGGGUUCCAUUUACGAAAGUGGACCUCUAAUCAUAAAGAUUUCUUGAAUAAUAUUAAACCAUCUGAUUUGUACUCAGAGGAAUUUAGGAGUUUCGAAGAAGCCUCUGAUGUCACACUUAAAAUUUUGGGACUUUUGUGGAUACCAAGUGUAGACUGCUUUACAUUUAAAGUUGCUGAAUUCGAAGAGCGGCGACUCACAAAAAGAACAAUAUUAUCGGACAUUGCACGAAUCUAUGAUCCUUUAGGUUUUCUUGGUCCUGUUACAUUCUACGCUAAGUAUCUUAUGCAGCUUCUUUGGACUUCGGGCGUUUCUUGGGAUAGCGAUAUACCUGAGGAUAUUGCCAGGGAAUGGUCGAAGUUCAAAUCUCAAUUAUCGUCUUUGUCGUCUAUUUCUAUCACUCGUCGUAUGGUCAACUCUUUUGUGUCUCUACAGUUUCACGGUUUUUGUGAUGCUUCAGAGCGUGGAUAUUGCGCUGUCGUUUAUUGUCGGUCUGUCGAUGCAAAUGGUUGUUGUUCUGUCGAAUUUUGCUGUGCAAAAACUAAGGUUGCACCUCUUCGUAAACUGUCGUUACCUCGAUUGGAGUUACAAGCUGCUGUUUUACUAGCAGACUUGAUAAAUUCAGUACUGAGUGCUUUGAAACCACUGCAUGAUAUAAAUAACAUUUUUGCUUGGUCAGAUUCUACUGUUGCUUUGUCGUGGAUAAAGUCAUGCCCAUCUAAAUGGCAGACGUUUGUAGCUAAUAGAGUAAGUCAUAUCCAAGACAUAGUCUCUCCUGAAUGUUGGCAUCAUGUUAGUACAAAUUUUAAUCCUGCUGAUGGAGGAUCACGCGGCAUGCAUCCAGCUGACUUAGUUAAACAUAAAUGUUGGUGGAAGGGGCCAGUAUGGCUAUCUGAACCUGAAGAAAAUUGGCCAGAAUCAUUGUUAAUUUUGCCAUCUUCUCAUGACGUUCAAGCAGAGCAAAAGAUUCUUUGUCUUCAAACUUCUUCUAAUGUCAACUUUGUCGAUCAGUUAUUAAAUAAAUUCUCGUUGCUAAUAACUUUGAAACGUGUAUUGUCGUUUUGUUUCCGGUUUAUUCAUAACUCGCGUCGAAGCAGUUCAAAUGAAAAAAAUGUUGGUCCUUUAUUGUCGUCUGAAACGAAUAAAUCUUUUAUGUAUUUAAUUAAAUAUGUCCAGCAAACUACCUUUUCGAAGGAAAUUGAUAAUUUGAAAAGAAACCGUUCGAAUUUACUUCCUAAAAGCUUACGUAAAUUGUCGUUGUUCCUCGAUGUUGCGGGACUUUUGAGGGUGGGCGGACGACUGGCUAAUGCCAAUGUAAAUUAUAAUGUCAAGCACCCCCUUCUCUUACCUCGCGAUCAUCGCCUAACUCAUCUCAUAAUUGAUGAUUGUCACAAAAAGUUUAUGCAUCCUGGUGCACAAACACUUCAGAAUAUACUGGCGCAAAAUUUUUGGAUUCUGUCACCUAAGAGAGCGAUUCGAUCUGUCAUAGCAGGUUGUAUGAAAUGUUUUCGGGCUAAGCCUCAGCCGGCUCCAGCCCCUCUUAUGGGCAAUCUGCCCGCUUAUCGUAUCAAUCAAAUUAAACCUUUUUCAAAUGUUGUCGUUGAUUACGGCGGUCCUUUUGAUAUUGCGUUAGGUCGUGGUAGGGGCGUAAAGACCUAUAAAGGCUACAUUUGCGUUUUUGUGUGCACUGCCACCAAGGCCAUUCAUCUAGAGCUUGCCUCAGAACUUACAACUGAAGCCUUUUUAGCCGCAUUAAAAAGAUUUAUCGCACGAAGAGGUCGUUGUAGCCAUAUUAUAUCGGACCAAGGAAGAAAUUUCGUUGGUGCUAGUAACUAUCUUGCUUCGAUCAUGAAAGAGAUUUCAGAAUCUCAAGAAAUAAAAUUUUCGUUAAGCCCACCUGGUAGCCCGCAUUUUAAUGGGUUGGCUGAAGCUGGAAUAAAGUCUGUCAAGGCUCAUCUGGUUCGGGUUAUUGGUCUUCAAAGAUUAACCUUUGAAGAAUUUUAUACAAUUUUAACUCAGAUAGAAUCAAUGUUAAAUUCUCGUCCUCUGUCGCCACUCAGCUCUGAUGCUAACGAUUUUUCAGUGUUAACCCCAGGCCAUUUCUUGACAUUGGAACCUUUGUCGACUAUUCCGGAAGAAAAUAUAACCAAUCAAACUAUUAGCAUCCUUCAGCGAUGGAAGCUAGUUAAAAAAAUCCAUCAGGACUUUUGGCGUAGGUACCAACGUGAAUAUAUACACACGCUUAACCAAAAGGCUAAAUGGGAUAAAAAUUAUACUAAUAUAGCUAUCGGUACAUUAGUACUAAUUGUAAAUGAACAAUCAAUUCAUUUACAAUUAGUACUAAUGAUUGAAUGA
Molecule: messenger RNA, 4392 nt
Organism: Galleria mellonella (greater wax moth)
Lineage: Eukaryota; Metazoa; Arthropoda; Insecta; Lepidoptera; Pyralidae
Exons: 3
Coding region: 1-4392 (1463 amino acids)
Biological process (GO): DNA integration
Molecular function (GO): nucleic acid binding
Source: RefSeq, a predicted model, not a curated record